CUGUCACUCCCACUGUGAUGAAGCCACCAUCCAUCAAAAAAUCUCUAUCAUCAUCAGUUGUUUUAUCAACUCCUCCAUGCCCCCCACUCUGCAGAUAGACAUCCCUGCUGAUCAGGCGCAACGUAUUCUGGAGAAGUGCCACCAGCUUGGCCCUUACAUCUUCAGAGAGGCGCAGGUGUUGGUGUUCAGUGAAUUGCUCAGGUUUUGGCCAGAGUUCCAAGAAUUUAGCAGCACAGUCCAAGAUGAACAGCUACUUCCUCUGCUGCAGAAGAAGAGAAUCAAACUAAAAAACAGAGAAUGGAGGCAGAGGAGGAAAGAGGAGGAAGAUGAGAGAAGAGCACAGGAGGAGCAGGAGAGAGAGUUGUGUGGUCGAGAAGAGGAGGAUGAGGGAGAUAAUGAAGAUGAUAAACAACAAGAGGAAACGAUAUAG
Nematolebias whitei (Rio pearlfish) is the source of this 430-nucleotide messenger RNA. RefSeq names its product regulator of G-protein signaling 22. Gene Ontology annotation, biological process: regulation of signal transduction. The transcript is spliced from 4 exons. Gene Ontology annotation, molecular function: G-protein alpha-subunit binding. The record is from RefSeq and is a predicted model, not a curated record. Bases 77 to 430 code for a protein of 117 amino acids. Lineage: Eukaryota; Metazoa; Chordata; Actinopteri; Cyprinodontiformes; Rivulidae.